This is a messenger RNA of Misgurnus anguillicaudatus (oriental weatherfish), 897 nucleotides long. Lineage: Eukaryota; Metazoa; Chordata; Actinopteri; Cypriniformes; Cobitidae. The record is from RefSeq and is a predicted model, not a curated record.
UUCCUGUUCCCGCACUUCCAGAAAGAAUCAUCGGAAGUUCGGAACAAUCACUCGUCACUGUACAGGUCAUCACCCGUGUUCGUCGUAACUAUCAGUCAUCGCCCUGGUCUUCAUCCGUGUUAAGAAUAUGCAGAACACAAAGCGCACAAAGCGAGGGAGAAAGCAAGUUGUUGAUGAAGCAGGUACAUCUCUCUCUGUGCCUCCCCCUGUCUCUGUGCCCCCACAAGUUGCGCCAACUGCAGUUUCAACAAUUGAAAACCUAAAAGAGGAAAAUAAACUUUUGAAAGAGGAGCGAGACUUCCUUCGGGAGCAAUUAAAAUGUGCUCUUAAAAACAGACAACCAAGACAGAAAGAGAAGAUGCAAAAUGAUGCUUCUUCUGAGUCAGAAUCUGGAGAGAGUUCAACAUUCUCAGACACAUCGGAUUCAUCUGACAAGCCUCCAAAAAGAAAACAAAAGAGAAAGCACAAAGUCAGGGAGGAAAAACAUGCCGCCAUUCGAAGAGUUCAAACACCUGAUGAUGUUUUGCAACGUUACAAGGCCAUUCUGAAAAGCUUCAUGAAGACCAGAAGUGUCUCCCACAGCUGCAAGCAACACAAUGUUGAUCGCAAUACCAUCGCACUUACAGCCAUUAUUGCAGAGUUGCAGAUUAUUGCUACUCCUGAACUCCACAUUCCUGAAUUUCAGGGUGGAACUCUACAGAAAUAUGCGAAGGAGUGCAAGGAAAACAUGGAUACAAACCCAGAAGUCAUUAAUAAAAUCAAUGAAAUGAAACGUAAACGUGAACUCCUGCCAAUUAGGUACAAAUUUAGAAAGGAAGACAAUUAAUUGACCCAGUAGUAUAAUAAGCUGUUCUCAAAAUAACAUUUCUGCAUUUUUUAUGAUGGUUAAAUAGUAUU